Messenger RNA from Periconia digitata, 2278 nucleotides. Lineage: Eukaryota; Fungi; Ascomycota; Dothideomycetes; Pleosporales; Periconiaceae. The record is from the annotation of a GenBank genome assembly.
UAUAUCUUUUGCAUGAGUUUCCAUUUGGGUAAUGGAAAAUAUUGUUCUGUGCUAUGCAUGUUCUGCUUUUGCUUUGCACUUAUUUAUUUGCUUGAAGAUCGUGCGAUUGUAAACACUGUCAUUCAGUGCAUUUUGUCAUCUCGAUCCCUACUUUUGACCAAGAAUUGUCUAGGGUUGCAAACAAUUGGCUUGUGUGAGGCAUGUCAUCGUGAUCACGAGACAAUCAUUGAGCACAUACAUGUAUUGUAGAUUGAUCAACUCACAUGAGGCGCAUGCUGUGGCGUACAUUGAUGAGGCCACUUCUCGAUCUCAGGAUAAUCCUUGGAAUACCACGCUAUUGAGAGGAAAACAGAAUCAAACUUGCUAAUUAACGAACGUAUAGGAAUUCAUUUUACAAAUGCUCGAAGACAUUUGACUAAGUGUUGCAGCAGCUCUGGCUAGGCUAAUACCGCGUAUGUAGGUAGUCUGACAACUCGUGUAUUUCCUAGAUUACUAAUUCGAAAUGGCACUCUCUUACUAUUUCAGCUGGAACCUCAAAAUUCAACUUGUUGGAAUUACUUUCCAGAUGGAGGUUGUUCAGACACAAGCAAGAUGAGCAAUGGCUGAGCGCGUUGCUAGGCACUCUUGGCCACAUCCCUACCGCUUAUAUAAGCAAAUACCCAAGCUAGCUGCUAGCAUGAGCAUACUCCAGUCGCAGAAAGUUACAUUCUCCUCAACGGCUAAAUCAACACCCACACAGACCGAUCCAUCUUCGCGCGUGUAUUCAGCUGAAUAAUUAGCUCAUUACGAUACAUCAGCUUCCUCCCAGAAUCAACCACGCGAACAGUGGCCCUUCUCAACGCAUCCCAGUUCCUGCGCCAUGGCCGAAGUCGAAGCUGAUCAGCUUGCGCGUAGCUCAGCGAAACGAACGCGUGAAAUAUUUGCCUCCGACACUCUCAACUAUCCCGACGUAAAUCUCGAGGGCGCCAGAAUAGCGGCGCGCAUACACCAGGAAUAUAGCCAUGUACAGGAACUUCCUCCAGCACUUGCAGCCAAAAUGGCAGUUGCUGCUUCUACAGCUGCGGAAAAGAGACGGAAGAUAAAAAACGCAAAUGCUAGGGAGCAAGCUUCAGAUCCUAAGAUGCGAAAAAUGAUUGAUUCUUCUUCAGAGAAGGCGGAAAAGGCAAAAGAGGGACAAUCGAUGGCUUUGACCGUGAGAUCUGGGAAGGGCGCCGCACCCAACGCCAAUGGCCCGACACCAGUCCGUGAUACACACUCGAGCGCACUCGUGAGGAAGGACACAGUCAGGCAGACAAAACCCGAAUGGCACGCGCCAUGGAAAGUAUCGCGGGUUAUAAGCGGACAUAUGGGAUGGGUCCGUUCGUUGGCAGUGGAACCUGACAAUCAAUGGUUUGCCAGUGGUGCUGCUGAUCGCACAAUCAAGAUCUGGGACUUGGCCAGUGGGCAAUUGAAACUGACGUUAACCGGCCACAUCAGCGCCGUUCGUGGGCUUGCUGUCUCCCCUAGACACCCCUAUCUAUUUUCAUGCGGUGAAGACAAAAUGGUCAAAUGUUGGGAUUUGGAGACCAAUAAAGUUAUACGGCAUUACCACGGCCAUCUAUCGGGUGUCUAUUCUCUAAGUCUCCACCCCACCCUCGACGUCCUGGUGACCGGUGGACGAGACGGUGUGGCGCGAGUGUGGGAUAUGCGGACACGUACCAAUGUACACGUCAUGGGAGGUCACAAAGGCACAAUUGCCGACCUGAAGUGUCAAGAGGCUGAUCCUCAAGUCAUUACCGGCUCCAUGGAUUCUACCAUACGCCUCUGGGAUUUGGCGGCUAACAAGACGAUGGCUGUCCUCACACACCACAAGAAGGCGGUCCGAGCACUCUCCAUUCAUCCAACUGAAUUCACAUUUGCGUCUGGUUCGGCAUCUUCCAUUAAACAGUGGAAAUGCCCCGAGGGCGCUUUCAUGCAGAAUUUCGGAGGCCACAACUCAAUCAUAAACACACUCUCUGUCAACGAAGACAACGUCAUGUUUUCUGGUGGUGAUGACGGAAGCGUUUCUUUCUGGGAUUGGAAGACAGGUCAUCGGUUCCAGAACACUGAAUCCAUCGCUCAGCCAGGCUCACUUGAUGCCGAGGCUGGUGUCAUGUGUUCAACGUUCGACAAGAGCGGCUUGCGACUCAUUACUGGCGAAAGCGAUAAGAGCAUCAAAAUCUGGAAGCAGGACGAUUCGGCUACAGAAGAUUCGCAUCCUCUUGACUGGAAGCCCACGUUGGGUCGCCAAAAGUUCUAA